AAAAAACUAAAAAUGACAUAUCUUUUUCACAACUAAUUUCCAAUGCAAUGUCCCUACCAUUGUAAACGACGAUGCAUACAGAAUCUUCAAGAACACAUAUUAUUUUAAAGAGGCGUGAAGAGCUAAUCAUUUGUACUUUAUUUAUAGAUGGCAGAAAUAGCUGGAUCGUCAUCCAGAGAGGAAAUCCUGAAGGAAAGUGGGCCUCCCGCCAUACUUGGACAAGGUCCCAAUGUGUGGAUAAUAGGGAGCAGCUACAUUAGACGUGGGGAAGAAAGAGCCAGACACACCAUGGGAAGCAACCUGGGUCUCAAUUGCCGUGUGUGGUGGUUUGGCAAGGGUGGUCUGAGGUGGAGGAACCUUCUUCCCUUUUUCUAUCAGUCCUUGAGAGGAAGAACAGUCCCGGAUGUCUUGCUCAUCCACGGUGGCGGCAACGACCUUGGCAACAUCAAAGGUGUGGAGCUUGUCACAGCGAUGAAGCAGGACCUGCUUUCCCUCAGUGACAACUUCUCAGAGAUGAAGAUAAUUCUAUCUUCUAUCAAUGAGAGAUGUCACUGGAGGAAAGCCAAUCCGGGAAAGCUGAACAAGGCCAGAAUGUGGGUGAACAGAGAGAUGGGUAAAUGUGUUAGUGGUUUGGGUGGAGAGAGUGUAAGGCAUCCUUGCAUUAAGUUUGACUGCCCUGGCAUAUUUCUAAGAGAUGGAGUUCAUUUCACCAAUUUGGGAAAUGAUGUGUUUUUAAGUAACCUUAAACAGUCCCUUGAGGCUACAAUCUAA
Messenger RNA from Gymnodraco acuticeps, 771 nucleotides. RefSeq lists its product as uncharacterized. The record is from RefSeq and is a predicted model, not a curated record. The coding region runs from base 148 to 771 and encodes 207 amino acids. Lineage: Eukaryota; Metazoa; Chordata; Actinopteri; Perciformes; Bathydraconidae. The transcript is spliced from 2 exons.